Molecule: messenger RNA, 1619 nt
Organism: Leptopilina heterotoma
Lineage: Eukaryota; Metazoa; Arthropoda; Insecta; Hymenoptera; Figitidae
Exons: 3
Coding region: 129-1571 (480 amino acids)
Source: RefSeq, a predicted model, not a curated record
CUUUUAAUCUUAAAGCUACUGCUUACUGUGCACAAAAAUAUUUGCCUUCGUUAUUAUUCAGCAUUAUAAUUACUAUCUUUUGGUAAUUUAAUCAAAAUAUUCUAAAGUUUACUUAGUAGUGAACUAAAAUGAAUGUCAAUGUUAAAGUUGCAAUCGUUUUUCUCUUCUGGAUACCAUUAUUUAUGGUUCUAAAUAAUAUUAAGAACGAUGUAACAUCUUCUAAAGUUAACGAAGCAUUUUUGAUCAAUUCAAAGGAUCAUGGGAAAAUUCAAGAAGUAAACAUAUUCAUGAAAAUUAUUGAAGAUUUAAAAUUGAAGCAGUUUGAUUUGAUGGUACAUGAAACCAUUUUUGGAGUAAUAAAUUACUGGAAUAAGUUCUACAACUCGGACUCUAUUAAAAACUUGAUUUCAACAAUCUUAAGAUGUACAACAGAUGCACUGAUUACUCUUCCAUUAAUGACAAAAAUUGUCAGUUUUGAAAAUAAUCUGCAGUGUGAAGUAACUAAAAAAUCAUUGCCACUUGUCUUUUCAAUCUCUCAAGGAAUCAUUAUUACUGAGAUUUUAAAUUUUCUCAUAAAACCAACACUGGCAGGAAUUAAUUUUCCCCCUGAGAGACGAAGAUACAAUUAUAUUACAUUACAGAUACGCAAGAACAUAACCUUAAAACAUUUUCAAAAAAAAAAAUAUAAUAAAGUUUUAGCAAUGGACAUACUUGAUAAUUACGUAUUUGAUUCAUAUGAAGAUUUAUUUAUAUUCGGUAAAAAAAUAACAGAAGGUUCUGAAGGUUCUGAAUUUCAUAAAUGUUCCCUACACGAUUCUAAUUUAUAUGAAAAAUUAAGAUUCGAAGGCAAUAUUGAAAAUAAAAAUUGCUUAAAUUUGAAUUUAGUGAUUAAACGUAUACACAACAUUUAUAGUCGCGAGGAGAUUAAUUUAAUAAACCUUCGAAUAAAAAGAUUGUUUUUUGAUUAUGUGGAAAAUGACCUAUUUGACACCGUGAGCUUUGAUGAUUAUUACGCCAUACAAGAUUUCUUAACUAAUAAUUAUAUUACGACAAAUUUGUCAUUUCCCAGUCUUUGGAGAAUAAAGAAAGCAAUGUACAGUUUAGCUCUUCGGCAGUUUGAUGCAAUUUCUUCAACGGCUUCAUCAACAGAAACUUUAUAUUGCUUACCAAAAAAUGACUCAAAGAGGAUUACUGAUAAUGGAUUUCUAACAUUUGAUGAAUUUAUUAUUUGUCAUAAUGAUUUAAGUAAUGUGGACAAUUAUGGAAUUCAAUUUAAUAAUAAUCCUUCCACUCGAAUUUAUAAACUUAUAAUAAAGCAGCUUUUCUUGGUCGUUCAUUUGAAAAUUAUUGAUAAAGACUUAAAUAGUUAUGUAAUUUUCCCAGGUACUGAAUUUAUGGGAGUAUACGAUAAUAAUACUGUUAUAAUUGGUGAGAAUUCAGUGCCUGUUGUAACUCUAGAGAGUGUUACAGUUAAAAAUUGUGAAUGGCUAGCAAAUGUUGCAAAUAAGGCUUCGCAUUUUGUGAAAUUAGCGAAGAAUCCAGUCAUAGAAGAAGAAGAAUACUGCGUAUAAAAUUCAUAAUAAUUGUGUAAACGUUAAAUAAACAGUUACUAUGUAGUA